UCUAUGACCAGAACUGAACAUGGAAAAUAAAACAAAGUUUAAUAGUUUUUCGUUUUUCAGUUCAUCAUUUUUUAUUCCGAUGAAGUGAUUAAAUGUUCUCUCAUCAGUUUGUUUUGUGCACGUUAGCUUAAAAUAAGUUAGGAGUGAGUGUGACUUCAACCUCUUUCAUCGAAAAAUGACAGGAAUCACCGAUAGUGAAUCAGAUGCAAGUAGUGUUUCAAAGAGAUUGAAUAAAAUUCUAGAGACGAGAGUGGAAAAUGACACGAACACUUUGGAAGGAUUGAAAGAGUUGUCAGUAUUUUUCAAGGAAAACACCCUGCAGUCCCGAAGAAACUUGAGGAGUAAAAUUGAAAAGAGGAGUUUAGAAAUAAAUGCGGAUUUUUUGUCUGCCUUUCAAGUGGUGAAAGAAAAAUUAGACUCAGUCUAUAAUGAUGUGAAAGCAAUGAAUGAAUCCGUCCAAAUUAUGACAACCCAGCUGCAUUCAACGAAAACUCACACUCACAGACUGAUAGAACAGACCCUAAAACUUCAGUCGGAUGCGAAGAAAAUAUCCAUGCAACAACAGGUAGCGGAGGCAUUUAUUGGCCAGUUUCAGCUUUCACCUGAGCAACUUGCCCUAUUAACUGAUUCUAACAUUUCACAAAGUUUCUUUGAAGCCCUUGAUAAAGUACACUCCAUUCAUGAACGCUGUCGAACUCUGAUGCAGUCUGGUCUUCGAACAGUGGCCCUCGAUAUCAUGGAGCAAAUGUCAAGAUAUCAGGAAGCAGGUUUAGAUAAAUUGUAUCGUUGGGCUCAGUUCCAUUGCAAAGGGAUUGAAUCGAUAGAAAUGAGUAAUCUUUUAACAAGAGCAAUGGCCAGGCUCCAAGAACGGCCCGUUCUCUUCAAGUACGUUGUUCAUGAAUACUGUAUCUCUCGUCGAGCUGUGAUGGUGCAAAUGUUCAUUGAUGCCUUAACCAGUGGUGGACCAGGGGGCACACCGAAACCAAUCGAGGCUCACUCAACUGAUAGCAAGCGUUACGUUGGCGACAUGCUUGCUUGGCUGCAUCAAGCCAUUCCAAAUGAAAGAGAAAAUAUUCUCCUGCUUUUAAGGGACUGUAGCAAAGAAGAACUCUCCAAAGAUAUAGAUGAAGCGCUGUCAAAUAUCACUGAAGGAGUUUGCAACCCCCUUCAGGUCAGGCUGGAGACUGUUAUUCAACAAGAAACCUCACCGUCCAACUUAUACUCGGUCAUAAGUCUAUUGAAGUUUUACCACAAUAUCAUUUCGUCUGUGAUUCCAGGAAGCGUGUUGGAGUCUGUAUUCAUCGAGCAAACAUCAGCCUGCCGAAAACAAUUCUUUUCUCUGCUGGAGGAUAUUGUUGCCAAAACGUUGCAAGACCGUGUUGAGGCCCCUCCCUCAAAUUUGACUCCAGCACCUGGCGUCCUCCAUUUACUGGCUCUUUUGCGCCAAGUUUUAAGUGUUGCAUCUGUCACUGAAAAUCGCCAAGUUGAUAUUGUCAAGAUUGUAGCGAGUGUGAUUGACCCUUUGCUUCAAGCAGUCAGUCUAAGUGCUGCGCGGCUCACCACGACAGACAUGGCAGUGUACCUUUUGAACUGUUUUCAUCAGAUGGCAUCCACCCUGGCUCUCUAUGAAUUUACAGAUCAACGCCUUGAACGCUUGCAGGCUCAGUCGGAUGCGCAAAUUGACACCCUCACAUCUGAGCAGGCUAGUUCUCUUGUUGCCAACUUAAACCUUGGUCCCAUUUACACCAUUCUUCAGGACAGCAGUGAUGCCCCUUUAUCGCAGAUACCUGGGAUGGAACCAGAAUGUCUCGACAGUUUUUUUGGAAAAUUAGAACAUUUUCUCAUGAUGCCUGAUAUGUUGCUUCUUCCUCAAAUCAACUAUCUGCAAAGCAGCAAUCAUCGAUUGGAAAUCCAAAGACGGGCCAACGAAGUCAUUUCUGCUAUCUACCGACAGCUGUAUCAACGUAUACAUGAUCCAAAGAAUAUGUACAGUAAUCCGUCCCACCUCAUGCCUAGAUCCCCGGAGCAAGUUCAUGAACUCCUUCUGGGAUUGAAAGAGCCCAAGAAAAACGAGAAUACAAGUGGUAUCAUUUCUUUGUAAUCAAUUAUUCCAGGUGUGAUAUGUGUGUGUUUCGAUGCAAUUGAAGCAAAUGAAUUAUGGCUCUUUGGAGAAAUUCCUGGUAUCUUUCUCUGUUUGUAACUAAGCCUAUCCUCGAUGGUCUUAUUGACUUCAUUUCAAAGAAGUAUGCCUAAUAAGUUGACUGAUUUAAGUAAAGGAAUGGAAGAUUCAGAGUCUUGAUUCUUACUUCUCUUUCCAAUGUCGAAAUGAAUAUGGUAGAUCUUUGUUGCUCUCCUAACCUCAGCCAACUGAUUUGGCGCCAACACAGAUUAUUAUUUUGUGACAAAUAAAUUUUUGCCGGAGCUUCGUAACAGAUCCCACUAAAACCUAAAUGUAUCUGAGGAAAUUUCAUAGGUCCUUCUGAAUUUGUGUUUUAGCAGUUUUCAAUUUUUGCAAUAAAGUUUAUUUUCUUGUUAUAAGAAA
This is a messenger RNA of Bemisia tabaci, 2542 nucleotides long. RefSeq names its product conserved oligomeric Golgi complex subunit 6 (gene Cog6). Gene Ontology annotation, biological process: intra-Golgi vesicle-mediated transport. Gene Ontology annotation, cellular component: COG complex. NCBI's taxonomy places the organism in Eukaryota, Metazoa, Arthropoda, Insecta, Hemiptera, Aleyrodidae. The record is from RefSeq and is a predicted model, not a curated record.